Molecule: messenger RNA, 3502 nt
Organism: Pseudoliparis swirei
Lineage: Eukaryota; Metazoa; Chordata; Actinopteri; Perciformes; Liparidae
Product: kinesin-like protein KIF2A
Exons: 18
Coding region: 110-1996 (628 amino acids)
Biological process (GO): microtubule-based movement
Molecular function (GO): ATP binding; microtubule motor activity; microtubule binding
Source: RefSeq, a predicted model, not a curated record
UUCUACCGCCUGCAUCUUCCUGCGCGAGCAAAGACUGACAAACACAAUACGCUGCAUUCACCCGGCACAUAAUAAGUCUUCAAUUUCUUAACUGUUUAAGUAAUGUAGAAUGGCGUCGUGUUUUGGGAAGAUCGUCGUCGGUACUUAUGUGGAGAUAAAGCGCAGUGAUGGACGAAUACACCAGGCGAUGGUGACCUCGCUGAAUGAGGACAACGAGAGUGUCACAGUGGAGUGGAUAGAAAAUGGGGACACAAAAGGGAAAGAGAUCGACUUGGAGAGUAUAUUUGCACUUAACCCAGAUGUGGCUCCAGAUGAGGAAAUUGCCCCAAGUCCGGAGACUCCACCCCCACCUACACCCACAUGUGUGAAGGUCAACAAAAUUGCCAAGAAUCGUCGGACGAUAGCCCCGAUUAAGAAUGACACUCCGUCCAGGGAUAAUAGAGUGAUUCCAACCCGGGCCAGACCACCACAACCUCAGCAGCCAGAGCCCGCCCCCCCUCCCGCAUCUCUGCAGCCGACGCAGCCGACGCAGCUCACUCAAGCGCAGACGCAACAGCAACUGCAGAACGAAUCCUCAAUUCACCUGAUAUCCAGAAAGGAGUCGGGACAGCUUUCGAGGAGGAAAUCAAACUGCGUGAAGGAGGUGGAGAAACUGCAGGAGAAGAGAGAGAGGCGCCGGAUUCAGCAACAGGAGCUCAGGGAGAAGAGAGCUCAGGAGGUGGACACCACCAUCCCCAACUAUGAGAUCAUGUACAUGAUCCGGGAUUUCCGAGCCAGUCUAGACUACCGGCCCCUGACCACAUCCGAUCUGAUUGAAGAGCACAGAAUAUGUGUGUGUGUGAGGAAGCGUCCACUCAACAAGAGGGAGUUGGCCAUGAAGGAUCUGGAUGUGAUCACCGUCCCCAGUAAGGACGUGGUGAUGGUUCACGAGCCGAAACAAAAGGUGGACCUGACCCGCUACCUGGAGAACCAGACCUUCCGCUUCGACUACACCUUCGAUGACAGCACCACCAACGAGUUGGUUUACAGGUUCACCGCCAGACCUCUAGUGGAGACUAUCUUUGAGAGGGGCAUGGCCACCUGCUUUGCCUAUGGGCAGACGGGCAGUGGAAAAACACAUACUAUGGGAGGGGAUUUCUCUGGGAAGAACCAAGACUGCGCUAAAGGAGUUUAUGCAUUAGCUGCUCGGGAUGUAUUUCUCAUGUUGAAGAAACCCAACUACAAGAAGUUAGAUCUACAAGUGUACGCGACCUUCUUUGAAAUUUACAGCGGAAAGGUGUUUGACCUGCUGAACCGUAAAGCUAAGCUGAGGGUGCUGGAGGACGGGAAGCAGCAAGUCCAGGUCGUUGGGCUUCAGGAGAAGGACGUCAAAUGCAUGGAGGAGGUCUUGAAACUCAUAGAAGUGGGAAACAGCUGCAGAACAUCGGGCCAGACAUCGGCCAACGCCCACUCGUCUCGCAGCCACGCCGUUUUCCAGAUAAUUCUUCGGAGGAAGGGCAAAAUGCACGGCAAGUUCUCCCUCAUCGACCUCGCGGGCAACGAGAGGGGGGCGGACACAUCGAGCGCCGACCGGCAGACUCGUCUGGAGGGAGCCGAGAUCAACAAAAGCCUGCUCGCCCUCAAGGAGUGUAUCCGAGCUCUUGGCCUCAACAAGCCUCACACUCCAUUCAGAGCCAGUAAACUGACUCAGGUCCUGAGAGACUCUUUCAUCGGGGAGAACUCACGCACAUGCAUGAUUGCAACAAUCUCUCCGGGUAUGACUUCCUGUGAGAAUACCCUCAACACACUACGCUACGCUAACAGCCGCAGACAUCUCAGUGGACUCGUCCGCCUCGUCUCCUCAACAAUAUCCUCACGCCGUCGUCGUCGGCCACUUGCACCCGGGAUGAGUUUUGUCUUAGCAAAUUCUCAAUUCAAUUCAAUUCAGUUUAUUUGUAUAGCCCAAUUUCACAAAUUACAAAUUUGUCUCGGAGUGCUUUACAAUCUGUACACAUAGACAUCCCUGCCCCAAAACCUCACAUCGGACCAGGAAAAACUCCCAAAUAACCCUUCAGGGGAAAAAAAAGGGAAGAAACCUGCAGGAGAGCAACAGAGGAGGAUCCCUCUCCAGGAUGGACAGAACAAUAGAUGUCAUGUGACCAGAAGGACAGAUUUAGAGUUAAAAUACAUUCAAUGAAUAUGACAGAGUGGAUGAAUAGUUCAUAGUAGGCAUAUUCCACGAUGGAGACCUCCACGAUCCAUCAGGCAGAUGGCGGUGGGGAGGAGGAGUGGGCGGAGUCUCAACAGGACAGUGGCGGAGUCAGGAGCAGGAAUUCCACGACCCAGACCUCGAUGAUCCAUCAGCAGAUAGGAUCUAUGCCGUCUCAUAGGGUCCGAUGACCCCAUGAGACGUGAAGUCAAAAGGACUCCGGGGAGAAAGCAGAGUUAGUAAGGUGUGAUUGAGAGAUGAAAAUUCAUCCCUAAGAAGAGAAAAAAGAGGAGAUAGGUACUCAGUGCAUCCUAAAACGUCCCCCGGCAGCUAUAAGCCUAUAGCAGCAUAUCAAGGGGCUGGACCAGGUGAACCUGAUUCAGCCCUAACUAUAAGCUCUGUCAAAGAGGAAGGUCUUAAGUCUACUCUUAAACGAGGUGACUGUGUCUGCCUCCCGGACUGAAGGUGGAAGCUGGUUCCAUAAAAGAGGAGCUUGAUAACUAAAGGCUCUGGCUCCCAUUCUACUUUUUAAGACUCUAGGAACUACAAGUAGUCCCGCAUUUCGUGAGCGUAGCUCUCUAGUGGGGCAAUAUGGUACUACAAGCUCCUUAAGAUAUGAUGGAGCAUCACCAAUCAAGGCUUUGUAGGUUAAGAGAAGAAUUUUAAAAGUGAUUCUUGAUUUUACUGGGAGCCAGUGCAGAGCAGCUAGUGCAGGAGUGAUGUGAUCUCUUUUCUUAGUUUUAGUGAGAACACGAGCUGCAGCAUUCUGGAUCAACUGGAGGGACCUAAGAGAUUUAUUAGAGCAGCCUGAUAAUAAGGAGUUGCAGUAAUCCAGUCUCGAAGUAACGAACGCGUGAACCAAUUUUUCUGCAUCUUUUUGAGACAAGAUGUGCCUGAUUUUUGAAAUAUUACGUAGAUGAAAGAAUGCAGUCUCAUUUCUCCCAUAGUCCUAAUGAGUUCUGGCUGUUCCUGCAGGUCAUGCACAGGAAGGUAAUACCGCCCCGGGGCUGUGAGGCUUCAUUGAACACGAGCUCUGACCAUCCCGACUGUCAUUUAAAUUCCUACGGGCGGCAUCGUAUCGCACGAGCACAGCGGACGUGUCCUCCGUCUGUUAACCCGGCGAGCGUGCCCGUUGUGAGCCAAUACUCCAAUGAAAGCGUUCUAUUUGGGUUUGCGGAGCCGAUGCAGUCAUCUUUCCCCGUGCAUGAUGUCACCGCUGUCACGAUGCUCCCAUCCCAUCUGUAAACGCCUCCGAUCCCACGGUUUGACAUCAUGCGGCGGCCGUGCACAGGGCUGUGAGGAACGAUCCCAACC